This is a messenger RNA of Seriola dumerili (greater amberjack), 624 nucleotides long. RefSeq names its product transcription factor HES-7.1-B-like (gene her5). Gene Ontology annotation, biological process: regulation of neurogenesis; regulation of transcription by RNA polymerase II; anterior/posterior pattern specification. The coding region runs from base 1 to 624 and encodes 207 amino acids. The record is from RefSeq and is a predicted model, not a curated record. Gene Ontology annotation, molecular function: RNA polymerase II cis-regulatory region sequence-specific DNA binding; DNA-binding transcription factor activity, RNA polymerase II-specific; protein dimerization activity. Gene Ontology annotation, cellular component: nucleus. Lineage: Eukaryota; Metazoa; Chordata; Actinopteri; Carangiformes; Carangidae. The transcript has 3 exons.
AUGAAGGUUUUAUCUUCACCAGAGUCUCCCGGACAGAGGAGUGUGAGAAGGGUGUCGAAACCUCUGAUGGAAAAACGCAGACGGGAGCGAAUCAACCACAGUCUGGAGACAUUACGACUUCUGAUGCUGGAGAACACCCACAAUGAUAAACUGAAGAAUCCAAAGGUGGAGAAGGCAGAGAUUCUGGAGAGUGUGGUCCAGUUCCUGAAGUCAGAGAAGGAGGUGGACAGAGUCCUGUCCAGGGAGCAGACCUGUGCCCACCAGUACAACUACCAUGACGGCAUGAGGACCUGCCUGCUGAGGGUCAGCCGCUUCAUCGCCACCAAAGGCCAGGAGUCAGAGGAAACCGGCGAGGACACAGUUCAGGCUUCUUUUGCGCUCCCUGAGUCCCACACGCACCCUUCCUCACCCGAGCACAUCCACAAAGCACUGAUACCCGCUCCUGCUGGUGACCCGACUACUCUGGCUCCUCAGCAUCUGCCCCACCAUCACCUCCAGCACGGGAUCUCUCAUCCGUACCUGACCCAAAGGACUGGCCUCCACUGUGAGACCACGAAGCUGCUUUCCUCCACGGCAGCGUGCACGAACAUCAUUGAUCCUGUGUGGAGGCCCUGGCCUCAGUGA